Messenger RNA from Monopterus albus (swamp eel), 1967 nucleotides. It is a transcript of the gene cnpy2, whose product is annotated as canopy FGF signaling regulator 2. Lineage: Eukaryota; Metazoa; Chordata; Actinopteri; Synbranchiformes; Synbranchidae. The record is from RefSeq and is a predicted model, not a curated record. The transcript has 5 exons. The coding region runs from base 308 to 889 and encodes 193 amino acids. Gene Ontology annotation, cellular component: endoplasmic reticulum.
UCACGUGGGGGCGCUGUCUCGAGCUGAACUCCAUCCUGUCCAGCAGCUGCGUUGCCUACGUCACCACAUUUCACCGAAUGCGAUUGAACAGCGUGGAAAAUCGUAAAGGUGCUCUUCAGAAACACUGCCACAUGCAUGUAGGUUGAGUGAAAAGUUAAGCAAACUGUAUGUUUGUGCCUCACUCUCUAAGUUACUCGUAGACGGACACACAGGUCGCUGUAGCUAGCGGUGGCUAAGAGGUUACCGGCUGACUUAAUACUGAGGUGCUUGGUUGGUUUCUUUUGUCGGUUUGUGGUCAGCUUGUGUGAUGCUGAAAUCCAUGUUUAGAUCCAUAAUGAGAGAAGCUGCUGUGCUGCUCACACCGUGUGUGGUCCUGGGUCUCCUCCUGAGCCUCAGCCAGGCAGCCCGACAAGGACAGGACAUCAGAUGUGGAGCCUGCAGGGCUCUGGUGGAUGAGAUGGAGUGGGCCAUUUCUCAGAUAGAUCCAAAGAAAAUGGUCCAAACUGGCUCCUUCAGGAUCAACCCGGACGGCAGCCAGUCCAUCAGAGAGGUUCCUCUGGCUCGCUCCGAGGGACACCUCCUGGAGCUGAUGGAGAGUGUGUGCGAGAGGAUGGAGGACUACGGGGAGCAAACGGAUCCUUCCACAAACAGGAAGUUCUACAUACGGAUCAAAUCUCGGACCAGUGGGGCCAUGGACCUCUCAGAUGCCGCACUGGAUUCAAGAGUUACAGCCAGUUUAAAAUUUGCAUGUGAAACGAUUGUUGAGCAGCAUGAAGAUGAAAUCAUCGAGUUCUUUGCCCAUGAGACAGAUAACGUCAAAGACAAACUCUGCAGCAAGAGGACAGACCUCUGUGAUCAUGCUCUGAAAAUGCCCCGUGAUGAACUUUGAUAUCAUCUCGCCAUCGUCUCUCCUCAGCUGAAAUAGAGACCUUAGGUGCUAUAAUAUAUUCACUUAUAACUUAUAGCUGGCUUAUGCCAUGACAGUGGUGCAGGAUGUAUACAAAUCCUUAAAAUCGGUAAUGUAAUAGAGAAUCCACCUUGAAACAAAAAGUUAUUCUUGUGACCAUGGAGAUUUUUUUGCCACAUCUCUUUAGACUGUCUUAUCACUUGUUUACAUACUGAAAGUUAAUAUACUUUUCAAGAACCUUUGUUUCAUAUGAAAACUGUUGUCUUCAAAUGUUCAUCAGAUUAAACUGAAACUGUGAAACUGCAAAAUGACAUUCUCAGUAGAUAGUAAGACUGAUUUUCUACUUACACUUCAGUUCCAGCUUUAGUUUAUAGUACUCACCAAUAUUUAAUAAACUACCCAAGAUCACGGGAAUAACUGAUGCCAAUUAUGUUUUUGUGGUUAGGUAAAACAAAUAAUGGUCAUGGUCACAAUUGGGUACAUGAUAUAAGAUCAGGAAAGAAGAUGAUUUUAGAUUUAACCAAAACACUUCACUGUAGGGCAAAUGACAAUAUGUGCCUUUAUAGCAGAACAGAGGAGGUAGUGUCACAUGGCUCAAAGGACAGAUUCUUGUAUUGAACAGCAGAGGAACCUCAGGACUGUUAUUGCUGUUGUGAAAUUAAUUAUAAUUACUGGAACUGGCAAUUCUGAAAAACACCAUCCUUUCCCUUGUGUGAUAUUAUUAAUUCAGAUGUAAUUUUGUAGCUUCUGGUGUCCUAAACACUCCAAUGGACUUUUAUUUGUGUGGUAAUUUACAUACCAUUUGGACAGUGAUACAUAAACGGUUAGAAUCUGCUUAGAUUUCAGUUACUUAAAUACUGACUUGUAAAAAGUCUGAAAUGUUGCGAACAGUAUGGAUUAGUAGUAACAGGAAACUCGUCUGAAAGAGAUCUACCUUCACUUCAUACUGACCAUCAAAUCCAAAGCCAAAAAGUAUUGUUAUAAGCAUGAAUUGAUAGUUGGUCAGUCGUAGCUUCAGGAGUACACUAACCCUAUGUAGAAAUAUCAUGAUAUUUGCUGU